AUGGUAGUCUGCGGCUUCUUGACGUAUCAGGAGUGGAAUCAAGAUUCUGUUCGGUCGCAGGCAAAGGAGGAAGGCGCCUUGAUAGCGCGACUUCCUGUGCAAGUCCAGAUGGAUGGACAGGUUGUGGACGCCCAGCUCAGCGAUCUCCGAGUUGGGCGACAGAUGAAAUCGCGCCGGCCUGUCCUCUGCCUGGGUGAUCUCAAGUUCUGUCAAGAGUGCAUCAAAGCAUCGAAAGAGUUGUCAGAGGCCAUGACACGCUGCGACUUCCUCCUGGUACCGGUGCUUUGCAGCCCUUCCGCGGAGGACACGUCGGCGCUCGCUGCAGCUGUUCAAGAUCUGCAGUUUGCUGCACUGCCUGGCAAGGAUCCAAAGGGAGACUGGGCGCAGCUCUGUGAGAUUCAGUUGGCCCAGGUACGAAGCCAGGGUUUGGACGAGGCCGUUGGCCAAACAAUCAUCAUUAAGAAGAAUGGCAGGGUUGGGACUCGAUGCCUUGGAGUUCCGGACUGGAAAUCGCUAACAGCGGAGGUGGAUGCUCGUGUAAAGCUGGGCUUGGACACGAGGAACAUCUGA
Symbiodinium pilosum is the source of this 570-nucleotide messenger RNA. Lineage: Eukaryota; Dinophyceae; Suessiales; Symbiodiniaceae. The record is from the annotation of a GenBank genome assembly.